UCUAUCGUCAGUGCACGAUUUAACUCUACACCUUAAUCACCGUUGUGAAUAAACCCGGCGCAGACACGUGCCGCCCCGUACACGUCCGCAGUCAAUGCACCGCUGGCAACCGCUCACUGCCAGCUUGUGGCGAGAAUUGUUUUAAAGUUGAACAAACGCUUUGAUUGCUGUGAGAAGAAUCCGCGAGCCAUUUUCUCCUCAUCCAGAUUCUCCUCAUCACGACACCCCAGCGUAUCCUCGUUACGGGGCGAAUUUUCAUCCUGAAUGUUUGCUCUUCCUCGGGCAGUGGUUGGCCGCCAGCGCCGAGCAGAAUGUGACGGACAGUAUCCGUCCGAGUUCGUGGGUGCUGCUGCAGUGGCAGCAACACACGUUCUGACUGUGUAGUGUGUAUCGUUCGUAUCUGUAAUCGUUAUUGCAUGCCCAUGUUUCGACGGCCAGAGUCCCGCGGUGGACGCUCUUCCCCGUAUCUCCCCUUGAUCAUCCCCUGCCUGGAUAUUUAUUCCAAGUGAAUUUGAUGUUUUUUCGUGUUUCCGUGGGGAACGCGCAAAGAAAUCGUCAGUUUUGUCAGCUGCGUGUGGAGCCCUGUUAUCCGUCUGUGGAGACGGCGUCUUCCUCCUCCGCACUCCCCUCCGCCGCUCCGCAAUCCCGUGGAAACGGGAGAUUUUCGUUGAUCCGUGAAGAAUUGUCAGUGGUGUACGGCCGUUGGUCGGAUCCGUGUGUCCGUUGUGAUCGGCGUGGAUUUCCGUGUCGUCCCAUGUUGGCCAUUGCUCCGCGUUGAUCUUGAUGUUGUUUUCCGUUGAGAUUAUUUAUUUUCCCCGGACAGAGUGUCUAUCGGCGUGGAAAUGAACGAUCAUAAUGUCGGUGAUGGUCCCGUGGCCAAAAAAGCGCGUAUCAAUGCACAGGAUUCUUCAGAAUCCGACGUGUACAACAACCAGUUCCAGAGCCUGAUGGCUCUGGAGGGUCUCCUCCACCAGGAGCUGAACAGCUCCGGCUCCUCCAACGCCCGGCCCACCUCCCAGCCGGCGGAGGGCCUACCCCCCAAACCCCCCGAGACGCUGACGCUCAACGGCCUCCUGGACGCGCCCCCCUACGACCCCCACCCCCCCAGCAACCAGUCCAGCGAUGGCCCGCUGCAGCCGGCCCCCUCACCGCAGCGCCAGCACCCGCACCAGCAGCUCAGCCAGCUCCUGGCCAAGACCCCGCAUUCCCAGCCCAUGCCCACCGGGAUGGCGCCCAAUGAUCCCGCGGCGCGCCAGAGCCCCAUCAACCACCAACAAGCGCCGCCGCCGCAGCAACAACAACCAAUGCGCCAGUCCCCGCACCUUCCCACCCAGCGCACCAACACCCCCGGGGGCGGGAUGCACGGCGGCAAUCUGGGCCUGACCACCAACGGCUUCCAGGGAUUCCCGGGCGGUCCUGGAGGCCCGCCGCCGCAGCAGGCUCAACCGCAGUACAUGAACGGUCCCAUGCCGCAGCCGAAUAUGCCGUAUCCGGUGCAGCAGAACGGCCCGCAGUCCGUCAACCAGAUGCGGCCGGGGAUGCCGCAGCGUCCGGGCAUGCCGCCGCAGGGACUCCGGCCCGCCACGAUGGGCCCGCGACCCGGCAUGGUCAAGAUGAACCCGGGUCCGGGGAUGAUGGGCGGCGGUCAGAUGCCGCCCAACGGUCGUCCCAUGAUACAGAACUUCCAGCCACCCGUCUCCCAGAUAAACAUGAACCCCAUGUCGCCCAUGAACGUCAAUGUGCAGAACGCGGUGAACUUGCAGCCACCGCCGCCGCAGGGACCCGGGGUGGGUACCCCUCAAGGUCCCGGAGGAGGUCCCAACGUGGCGGUGGCUAACCAGCUGAGUCCGCCCAGUGUCGAUCAUCCCGAGAAGCGCAAGAUCAUCCAGCAGCAGUUGGUGCUGCUGCUGCACGCGCACAAGUGCCAGCGGCGGGAGAUGCAGACGGGCGGGGAACCCGCGCAACAACCCAAGCAGGAGUGCAAGCUGCCGCACUGUCGCACCAUGAAGAACGUCCUCACGCACAUGACGCAGUGUGUCGCCGGCAAACAGUGUCCUAUUCCGCAUUGUGCCUCAUCCAGACAGAUUAUCCAGCACUGGAAGACCUGCACCCGCGGCGACUGCCCGGUGUGUCUGCCUCUGAAACAGGCCUCUGAUCGCAACAAACCUGCUGGCAGCUUCGAUUUUCAAGUGCCGAAUCAAGGCAACGUGGCCGCCCCGGUGUCCAAUGCCCUGCAGAUGGGCGCGGCCGGAGGCGGGAAACCGCUUCCCGGCGGUCCCGGCGCCCGCAACAUGAUGGUCAAUCCGCAGGUGGUGCCGCAGACCGGCGCACAACAAGCCAGAAUGAUGGGCGACGCGGACGGCUUAGGCGUGGGGCAAGGCCUCUCCAUGCCCGGGAACCAGAUGUACGGCGGCGGCGCCCAGGUGGCGACGCCCUUGUCGAACCUGUCCAACUCCAACCAGGACGGCGGCGUGAUGAGUCCGCCGCCGCCGCAGGGCUCCCUGCCCGGGACGUCGGUGGUGUCGCCGGCCAACACGUUGAUCAGUCUCAUGUCGCCGCCCUCCGCCAACUCCCCGCUGGCCAACAAUCCGCAGUUCGGGCCGCAGCAGGUGGCCGUCAAGGAGUGGCAUCUGCAGGUGGUCGGCGCCGACGGCCGCUCCAGCACCGACUCCCUGCGCAACCAUCUCAUCCACAAACUAUAUAUGCAUUUAGACACGAUUGUACAAGCCAUCUUCCCGUACAAGGACCAGUCAGCCGUGCAGGACAAACGCAUGACCAACCUCAUCUCCUACGCGCGCAAAGUGGAGGCCGAGAUGUACGAGCAGGCCAACACCCGCGAAGAGUACUACCAGCUGCUGGCCGAGAAGAUCUACAAAAUCCAGAAGGAGCUAGAGGAGAAGCGCCGCAAUCGCCAGGAACUGCGCCGCGUCCUCCCCGGCCAGCCGCCCCUCCACAACGGCGUCCCCUUCCCCGGGAACGGCGGUCCGCUGCGGAUGCGGCCCCCGGGGGCGGACGGCAUGGGCGGCGGGGUGAUGAGUCCCCUGAUGGGCGGGAUGGGCGACGCCGGGCUCCUGCGGCAGCGCAUGCAGGGCCCCGGCUACCAGAACAUGCCCAUGGGCCAGUUCCCCGGGAUGCAGCAGCCGCCCUACCAAGAGAUGAAGUUGGAGAACGAGUACCAGCCCGGGAUGAUGGAGCAGCACGAGAUGGGUCCACCGGAGUACCAGGACGGCGGGUAUCCGCCCCAGGAACCUCCGGAGCAGCACAUCAAAACGGAGCCGCUGUCUGGAGAGGAUGCCGGGGAGAAUGCCGCUCCCGCGGUGCAGCAGCAGGGCGGGUCGCCGGCGGUCCAGCCCAACAGUGUGCACUCGUCCAUCCCGGAGAAUGAGACGGUGAAACAGGAGGAGAACGCCGAGGGCGGCGGGGGCAGCAGUCAGGGGUCCACGGCGUCCCUGAGCUCCAUCGGGUCGACGGCGUCCCCCAGUCGCGAACCCACCGGACCGCGCGGACCGGUCGGGAAGAAGGUGCAUCCCAAGGAGGAGCUCCUGACGGCGCUGUCGCCCAUUGUCACACGGCUGUACAAUAUGGAGGAGGGCAUGGCCUUCCGGGUGCCGGUUAAUCCGCAAGAACUGAAUAUUCCGGAUUAUUUUGACAUUAUCAAGAACCCCAUGGAUCUGUCGACGAUGCAGAAGAAGCUGGAGGCGGGUGACUAUGAAGACCCGUGGCAGUUUAUCGACGAUAUGUAUCUCAUGUUUAAUAACGCGUGGAUCUACAAUCGCAAGGGCACCAGAGUGUACAAGCACUGCAGCAAGUUGGCGGAAGUGUUCGAAGUGGAGAUUGACCCGGUGAUGCAGACGCUGGGCUACUGCUGCGGCCAUCGGUACGUCUUCCAGCCGCAGGUGCUGUGCUGCUACGGGAAGCAGCUGUGCACCAUUCCGCGCGACACCUGCUACAUGAGCUACCAGGACCGCUACACCUACUGCCAGCGCUGCUUCGCCGACAUGCCCGGCGAGACGGUGACGCUGGGCGACGACCCCUCCCAGCCCAACACCGUCAUCCGCAAGGAGUGCUUCGCCGAGAAGAAGAACGACACCGUCGACUAUGAACCAUAUAUUGUCUGUAAAGCGUGCGGACGGAAAAAUCACCAGAUCUGUGCGCUGCAUCUCGAUCCCAUUUGGCCGGAAGGUUAUACUUGUGAAGGAUGUCUCAAAGCCCUGGGAAAGAAGAGGCGCGACAAUCGCUUCUCCGCCAAAAAGCUGCCGCAGACCAAACUGGGCCAGUACAUCGAAGCGCACAUCAACAGCUAUCUGCAGACCAAGAACAUCACGGACGCCGGCGAAGUGACCAUCCGGGUGCUGUCCAGCAGCGACAAGGUGGUGGAGGUGAAACCCGGCAUGAAGCACAAGUUCGCCGACACCAACGAGUUCGCCGAGAGCUUCCCCUACAAGACCAAGGCCAUCUUCGCCUUCGAGGAGAUCGACGGGACGGAUGUGUGCUUCUUCGGCAUGCACGUGCAGGAGUACGGCUCCGACUGUCCCGCGCCCAACGCCCGCCGCAUCUACAUCGCCUACCUGGACUCGGUGCACUUCUUCCGGCCCAAACACGUGCGCACCGCGGUGUACCAUGAGAUCCUCCUCAGCUACAUUAACUACUGCAAAAAUCUCGGGUACUCGAUGGCGCACAUCUGGGCGUGCCCGCCCAGCGAAGGCGACGACUACGUGUUCCACUGUCAUCCGCCCGAGCAGAAGAUCCCCAAGCCCAAACGCCUGCAGGAAUGGUACAAGAAGAUGCUGGACAAGGGCAUGAACGACAAGAUCAUCCUGGAGUACAAGGACAUCUACCGGCAUUCGGUGGAGGACGCCGUGGGCAGCGCCACGGAGCUGCCGUACUUCGAGGGCGACUUCUGGCCCAACGUGCUGGAGGAGUGCAUCAAGGAGGUGGAGCAGUUGGAGCUGAAGGAGAAGGAGGAGCGGCAGAGUGUGGAGGACAGUGAGGACAGCGAUGAUACCAGUAGUGAGCCGGGGAAAGGGAAGAAGCGGACGAAGAAGAGCCAGAGCCAUAAGAAGCAGCGCAGUAGUAAGCAGAAUUCCCGCAAGAGCACCAAGAAGGUGUUGGCGGGGAUUGGGAUCAACAGCAGUACGCUGACGCAGAAGAUCUUCCAGACCAUGGAUAAGCACAAAGAUGUGUUUUUUGUGAUUCGUUUGCAUCCGGUGAACCGGCUGGCCCAGCUGCCGCAGGUGGUGGAUCCCGAUCCGCUGAUCAGCUGUGAGCUGAUGGACGGCCGCGACGCCUUCCUGACCAUCGCGCGCGACAAACACUACGAGUUCUCCUCGCUGCGCCGUGCCAAAUUCUCUUCCAUGGCCAUGCUCUUCGAGCUGCACAACCAGGGCCAGGACCGCUUCGUCUACACCUGCAACUCCUGCAAGAACCACGUCGAGACGCGCUGGCACUGCUCCGUCUGCGAUGACUACGACCUGUGCGUGCAGUGUUACGAGAAAGACGGCCACCCGCACAAAAUGGACCGUCUGGGCUUCGGGCUGGACGACGACGCCUCCUCCAAAGACGCCAAACAGACCAACAACCCGCAGGAAGCCCGUCUGCUCUCCAUCCAGCGCUGCAUCCAAUCCCUGAUGCACGCCAGCCAGUGCCGCGACGCCAACUGCCGGCUGUCCAGCUGUCAGAAGAUGAAGCGCGUCCUCUCGCACACCAAGACCUGCAAGCGCAAAUCCAACGGCCAAUGCCCCAUCUGCAAGCAGCUGAUCGCGCUGUGCUGCUACCACGCCAAGCAGUGCAACGAGAGCAAGUGUCUCGUGCCCUUCUGCCCGCAGAUCCGCGCCAAAUGGAAACUGCAGCGCCAGCAGCAGGAUAUUCAGCGGCAGCAGUUUAAUCGGCGCCGCGCGGCCAUCAUGCAGCGCAUCAUGCCGGGGACCAUCGGGGCGACGCAGGGCGUGGCCAAUGUCGUCAGUGUGCCCAGUCCGCAGCCGACGGUCAGUCUGGGGAAGGGUGGGCAGGGCCCGCCGAUGGGGGGAGCGAGUAAUGCGCUGCAGGAGACGCUGAAGAAUGUACAAGCCCACGCUCAAUUCCAGGUGUCGCAAGGAAAAGCGUUGGGCGGGAAGCCCACCAUGGGCGGCAAACCGACGCGUCUGCCGCAGAUGAGCCCCAACUGGACCCAGCAGCGCAUGCCCGGUCCGCCGCCCAACGUCCAACUGCCCCCACAGGCCCCCGGGGGCGCCGUGCCCCCCGGCGGCGUGCCCCCGGGGCCGCGCAUGGCCGGCGGCGGGGCGCAGUCGACGACGGCGUACCAGCAGCUGGUGGAGGCGCUGCAGUGCCCGCCCAGUCAGGAGCAGCAGCAGCGGGUGCGCAGUCUCAUGCAGGGCAACCCCGAGCUCAUCACCGGCUUCCUCAAGAUGGCCCGCACGGAGAACCGCGGCGGCGAGGUGCGGCCCAACAUGGCCGGGCUGCUGCAGCAGCAGAUGCAGCAGCAGCAACAGCAAGCGCAGGGCGGCUACCGGCCGGUGAUGCCGCAGCAGAGCCAGAGUAUGCCCAAUAUGCAGCAACAACAACAGCAACCGCCCGGGAUGCAGCAGCGGAUGCAGAUGUAUGGACAGGGACAGCCGGGCCAGGGACAGUUCCCCGGGCAGAUGCAGCAGCAACAGCAGCCGCCGCAGCCCCGCAUGGCACAAACCUAUCAUCCCAACCAGAACGUGAAUUCUGGCAUGAACUUCAAUCCCUCCGCGGUGGGCGGCAUGGUGGCGCCGCAGGGCGGCCCGAUGAUGCGGCAGCGCUUCGGCCCGUCGGGCGCGGCCCCUGGCGGCCCCCCGGGCGGCGGGGGCGGGCAGCCGCCCUUCGGCAUGCAGUCCAUGGGCCCGCCGGCCACCUCCUACGCCAACGCCCUCCCCAGCGGCCUCCAACAACAACAACAGCUGCAGCAGCAAGCCCCGCUCUCCCAUCCCCCCGGCCCCGGUGAGUACGGGGGCGGCGGAGGGGGUGGACAGCGGGGCGGGCCCCCCGGCGGACCGAUGGCCGGCGUCAGUAUCCGAUCUCCCGCGGCCGCCGCCGCCGCCGCGGCCAACGCCCCCGUGCGAUCUCCCCAGGCCCCGUCGCCGCAGACGGCCGGCGGCCGGCCCCAAUCCACGCCCCGCCCCUUAUCGGCCUCCCCCUCGCCCCGCCCCCUGGCCGUCAACCUCCACCCGAGCGGCUACGAGAUGGCCGGCGGCGACCUCCUGUACCAGCAGAUGAACGGACAAGGCGGGGGCAGCGGUGGCGGGUUCCACGGGAAUCAGGGCGGCGGGAUGCCCCCCGGGGGCGGGGGCCCCGGGAAUCAACAUUUGGAGUUUUCCCACGCCGGACACCCCGGGCAUCAUCUGGGCGGGAUGCCGGGCGGCUACCACCACCACCCCACGAAUAUCUCCCCGCAGGAUCAGCUGAAUAAAUUCGUCGAGGGGCUCUGAUGAUGGGGCGCAGCGCGACGAGGAGAUGUUGAUUUUAUUGGAUGCCGUUUUCUCUCUUUUUUUUGUUUAUUUUUGUUGGGGUUUUGGCGCGACAGGGGGCCGCCGCCCGCCGGGGGCGGCGUGGUUUCUUUUUGUACUGGAGCAUUUAUUCGUGGAGGGGGCGGCAGGUGGUGAGGCGAGCGUGGUGUGUGGGGGGGGAGCGGCAAAGUUUGUAUUAUACGGUUUCUGUUUGUCUCUCUCUUUCUGCGUGUCUCUCUCUGGACUGUGUCUCUAUUUUGGCUCUUUCGCUCGUAAAAUUGUACGUAGUUAUAUUAUUUAAAAAAAUGCGUUAAUUUGGAAUUUCCCUGUUUACCGAAUGCUGCGCUUGGAGAUUUGCUUUUAGCCUGCACGCGUCUGUUGAUGAAAAUUAAUGCGACACGUUUAACGAUUUGGCGGGAGAUUCACGCUGUGCUCGAUGUGUUGGGGGGACGGAAGAGUUUUUGGUUUUGCUGCUCUGGUUGUUUUUUUUUUACGGUUUUAUUAUUGAUUUUGAUUUGAAUGGUCUAUUAUUGUACAUUAUAAAGUUCACCGAAAAUUU
This is a messenger RNA of Paramacrobiotus metropolitanus, 8025 nucleotides long. Its product is annotated as protein cbp-1-like. Gene Ontology annotation, molecular function: chromatin DNA binding; histone acetyltransferase activity; transcription coactivator activity. The transcript is spliced from 18 exons. Gene Ontology annotation, cellular component: transcription regulator complex; histone acetyltransferase complex. NCBI's taxonomy places the organism in Eukaryota, Metazoa, Tardigrada, Eutardigrada, Parachela, Macrobiotidae. Gene Ontology annotation, biological process: positive regulation of transcription by RNA polymerase II. Bases 843 to 7448 code for a protein of 2201 amino acids. The record is from RefSeq and is a predicted model, not a curated record.